GAGCUUAUUGCGUUUAGCGAGAGGGCUAAGGACUUUGCCAGCAUUGACUGCCAAGUGAUUGGUGUCUCCACAGACUCUGAGUUCAGUCAUCUUGCAUGGGUUAACACGCCCAGAAAGGAUGGCGGUCUGGGCAAACUGGACAUUCCCCUGCUGGCUGACUAUAAAAAGAAGAUCUCGCAGGAUUACGAUGUUUUAUUGGAUGACGGGUUUGCACUUCGCGGUCUGUUCAUCAUUGAUAGGAACGGCGUGUUGAGGCACAUGUCAGUCAACGACCUGCCCGUCGGUAGAUCUGUGGACGAGACCCUGAGGCUGGUAAAGGCUUUCCAAUUCGCUGACAAACACGGAGAAGUGUGUCCAGCGAACUGGAACCCAGACACGAACGCUGACACCAUCAAACCAAAUCCCAAGGAGAGCAAAGAAUACUUCAAGAAAGCCAAUUAAAUAGUUGUGUCCAGUAUUGAUGAUUAAAUCCCAGUAAUUUGCUUGAAUAAGCGAUUUUUGCAUUAAGCUUCGUGUAGAGAACAUGUAAAGGGCGGUGGGGUUGUAAAAUAUUUUUAUGAAGUUACCUUUAAAUAUACCUUUUUUCGUUGAA
This is a messenger RNA of Manduca sexta (tobacco hornworm), 592 nucleotides long. RefSeq names its product thioredoxin-dependent peroxide reductase, mitochondrial-like. Lineage: Eukaryota; Metazoa; Arthropoda; Insecta; Lepidoptera; Sphingidae. The record is from RefSeq and is a predicted model, not a curated record. Gene Ontology annotation, molecular function: thioredoxin peroxidase activity. Gene Ontology annotation, cellular component: mitochondrion; cytosol. The transcript is spliced from 4 exons. Gene Ontology annotation, biological process: response to oxidative stress; cellular response to stress; hydrogen peroxide catabolic process. The annotation marks the transcript as partial.